CCAUUUAUAAUACCAAUAACUUGAAUUGGUUUCUUCUUUCUUUUUCUGUAUCUGAUUGCUUUAUUCAAUUGCCUAGAGGUUACGAGCACGAAGCCAAUUUAACUGUUGCACACGCGUGAAAAUGCAUUAUUUAGUAAUUGCGCUCGCAAUGUAAUUGAAUAUCCAAAACCGAGAAGCCAAACAAAUUUACUGAGCAAGAUGAUUGAGCGGGAAAUUAUACACACCACAACCGCAUCGAGAAAAAUGUUUUCAUUUUUACAGGACUUGCUCCAAUUCCUGGUGCUGUUUGUACGCGUUCUAAUAGAAUUAAUAAUUGUGCUGCUCCGAUCGAUAGUGCCAAAAAAAUUGAAGGAUAUUAGCGAAGAGAUUGUGCUGAUAACUGGUACGGGGCAUGGCAUUGGCAGGGAGCUCGCAUUACACUAUGCCGCUUAUGGCAGCACAGUGGUCUGUGUGGACAUUGACGAGAAGAAUAACAUGGAAACUGUGCAAGAGGUGAGGCGCUUAAAUCGUGGAGCUGUGCACAGCUUUAGCUGCGAUGUCUCGAAGCGCGACCAGGUGCUCGCGCUGGCCAAGCGUGUGCAAACUGAGGUAGGCCCCGUCUCUGUUCUGGUCAACAAUGUGGGCAUAAUGCCGACGCAUCCUUUGCCCCAGCAAUCGGCCGAGGAGAUACAACGCGUCUUCGAUGUUAAUGUAUUUUCGCAAUUCUGGACCAUUCAAGCAUUCCUCGGUCAAAUGAAGGAGCAGGGCAAAGGUCACAUCAUCUCAUUAUCAUCCAUUGCCGGGCUGGUGGGUCUCUCGAACUUGGUUCCAUAUUGUGCAACGAAGUUCGCUGUGCGUGGCAUGAUGGAGGCACUGCACGAAGAGCUUCGCGAGGGGCCCUACAAAGAUCUGAUUAAAGUUACGACUAUUUUUCCAUAUAUGACGAAUACUGGUCUUUGCAAGUAUCCGAAAGUUAAGUUUCCCACUAUUUUGGGUUUGUUGGAUCCAAAGCAAGUGGCCAUGCGCAUUGUGGAAGCGCAUCGUUCCAAUUGUCUGGAGGUAACGAUACCCAGCUGCCUGAUGUACAUUAACAAUUGGACCCGACUGUUGCCCAGCAGUUGCGGCAUUAUGCUUAAAGACUAUAUAGACAGUGGUGUGGAGUCGGAUUUGAAUUAAUAUUGUACUGUUUUGUCAUAGAAUAUGUGUGUGUGUAAUAUGAGUUUUGGAAUAUUAAAGGUAGUAUUGGCCAUCGA
Drosophila hydei is the source of this 1232-nucleotide messenger RNA. RefSeq names its product epidermal retinol dehydrogenase 2. The record is from RefSeq and is a predicted model, not a curated record. NCBI's taxonomy places the organism in Eukaryota, Metazoa, Arthropoda, Insecta, Diptera, Drosophilidae. Gene Ontology annotation, molecular function: oxidoreductase activity, acting on the CH-OH group of donors, NAD or NADP as acceptor. Gene Ontology annotation, cellular component: lipid droplet. The coding region runs from base 199 to 1155 and encodes 318 amino acids. The transcript is spliced from 6 exons.